AGUUUCAGUCAAAAGUUCAGGUCUGCCGCGUUAAAAAAAUCAUGCGCGCUACGCACCGCCUCGCGAUACUAGCAAUUUGUUUGUAAUAGUACAAUAAAAAGUUUUAGUGUCAGUUAUAAAAGGAGUAUAAAGGUCGGAAAAAAUAAUUUUUCUUUGUAUCGCUAGGAGCAGGGGUCGUUGGCACGUCUUUUCGAGUUUUUUUUUGCAUAUUAAAGGAUUCUUAGUUGUUUUAAGUGGGUUUUGAUGUGAGAUUUUUUGAAGUAUCGUAAUUGGGCCACAAGUGGUGGUAUAUAAAUUUGUCUUUUUAUCUAUCGCAGUGAGUGCUAAAAUGGUGUCUUCUUACAAGAAGGAGAUGAGGUCGAGAUAACAUGAAGAUUUCCAGGGAAACAUUAACGUUUUCGUGACGAUAGCGCGAAGGCUAGCAGCACCUAGCCAGCCAGACGAGAUCACGACGAAGAAAAAGAAGAAGAAAAAGAUAAAGAAACGUAAAAGAGGUAGAAGCGGGCGAUGCGCGCCGGCGGCGGCGCACCGACCGGCGGCGGGGGUAACGAAGAGUACGCCGAGUUGGCGGACCUGGGCAGCGGGCAUUAUGGUAUUAGUGGGACUCAAUCUGCGGGAACUCGUUCUACGUACGCCCGCCACACGGCCGGAAGAAGUGGUGGGGGCAGGGCGCCGAUACCUGCCGAAGCGGAAGAUGUACUCGGUCCGACCAAUGGUAGUCCGAGAAGUUAUCCGAGGAGUCGAUCUGGGUUGUACUAUUCGCCACCGGGUACUUCAUAUACCAUCGUGGAACGUCCUAGUUCUGUGAUGCAUCACCAUCCUAGUAGAGAUUAUGCCUAUAAUUCUUUAAGCAGUCCCAGAGGUACCUAUUUGGGCUCAAACCCAAACUUUAGUACCACAUCAGGCCGCACUUCUUCUUCGAACAAUAAAAAACGUCCCAUUUCUCCUGAACAAGUUCUUCGUCUAUUCGGUACCAAUAAUCCAUCUUCCUCAACAGUUAAGACGGGAAUUGAAAGACCGAGAAGAUCACCUGCUAGUAGUCCUCCAUCUACAGCACAUCAAGUUAACAGAGAAGUGAACUAUGUGCCUAACAUACACGAACUGGCAACGAGAACUGUCACUAUGGUUAGGGAACCUCAAGAUGGCACACACGGAUUCGGGAUAUGCGUUAAAGGUGGAAAAGAGGCUGGUAUAGGAGUGUAUAUUUCACGAGUUGAAGAAGGAAGUGUUGCAGAAAGAGCAGGUCUGCGUCCGGGAGAUUCUAUUUUGGAAGUUAAUGGAACUCCCUUCACUGGAAUAUCACAUGAAGAAGCAUUAAAAAUGCUGAAAUCCUGUAGAAAAUUAAGCAUGACCGUUCGAUCUCCAAAUUUACCUACAGCAGGUUAUGGAGGAGGUGCUCCGUGGCAGAUGCGACAAACUUGUUCAUGGAUGGAUAGACAUGGACGACCCGUAUCUCCUCCUAUGGAAUACACCAGAUCAGGUCCAGUACCACCUCAGAGGUAUGGAUAUGGUAGACCUUCAAGCAAGGACAGGAGUAUAAGAAGGGUUGAACUCUGCAUAGAACCAGGUCAAAGCUUGGGGUUAAUGAUCAGAGGGGGUGUCGAGUAUAAUUUGGGAAUCUUCAUCACAGGCGUUGACAAGGAUUCCGUGGCGGACAGGGCAGGAUUAAUGGUCGGAGAUCAAAUUCUAGAAGUAAAUGGCCAGUCGUUUAUGGACGUAACACACGACGAAGCCGUAGCUCAACUCAAAUACCAUAAACGUAUGUCUUUAGUCGUGAGGGACGUAGGAAAAGUCCCACAUUCCUGCACUGCCUAUGAUAGAGACUGGGACUUAUGUAGUCCAGGAAGUAGAGCUGCGCAAACCACUCGGAAAUGGGCAGCUGCGCUUCAAAUGGUGGAGGAGAAAGCUCGAAUAAUUUUGAGUCGUCCUGAAUUUACUACCCUAUGUUAUUAUACAGACGAAUACGCAGCCAGACACAUGACCAUAGAUGCCUUCGUACAAGUGAUGACUGAACUUCUAAAUACCCCCGAUAAGUAUACACUAAUGACCGAAUUAAGAGAAAUAGUAGCUCUUGACGACCGUAUGAAGUUUGAUGAAUUAGUUUAUAGAAGAGAUUUCGACCCUUCGAGAAUUAGAGAUCCUAGGGAACACGAUUACAGACAUUCACGCAGAAAAGGAAUGCCAAUUCCGGAUUCAAAUAACGCCAUCUAUUCAGGUUAUGAGGACUACGUCAGUGGCGAGGAAGAUAAUCCUGCAGGAACAAGAAGCAGGAGACAUUCAAGUCCCGGGGAAUCGAGGACAGGAAGUACGACAGCGUUGCAUCAACAAGAUUACCCUGAUUCCGUAAGUUAUUUCACAAAUUCUGAAUAAUAUUUUUAGAUUGUUGUUACCUAUACUUCAUAGUUAUAUAUCUCGCAAUUCAUGAUUGGUAUUCAAUCCUUAAACAGACAAAAUAAUGCGAUAAUUUAAAGGUUUUCGACAAUCACACAAUUGAAUUCUUUGUCUAGUUCAAAUUAUAAGCCACUAAGAUGUGAAAAAAGGUCGUGUUGCCUUUAAAUUAAACUUAAACUGAUUAAAAACUUUGUGAAGACUGUAAUAGAGUGAGCGAAAGCAUUGAAGACAAGUAGUUUCCCAGUUAAGUAACUCCCAGUUGAAGGAAGUAGUCCGGUCAAAUUAGAGCAAAAAUUAAAAGUGAAGCUACAUAAAUUCCCAUCAAGCUGAACAUCAGAAAAAUUGUUUAAUGUACAAUUGAAAAUAAAAUUUGGAUGUGUCCAGCAUUUCCGUUAGCGUAUUAAUUUUAACUUUUAUUGUAAACGGGUAAAGUAUCAAAUAUGAUACAUUCCCAAAAUGCAUUUUCUAAAACAGAACAUCAGUUAUCACGAUUUUUCCUUUGCAUAUUUGCAUUCAAUACAGUAUUAUGAAGCUAAGACAAUUCACCACAUUCCAAAAAGCACUAAAUUGUUUGUACAAUAACAAAAAACAAUUUACAACAACUAGAUCCAAAGAUUUACCGCCAAUUUUUAAAAAAAAUUUUGAACAGGGUUAAAAUGUAUCCGUUUUAUCGAUGGGGUCUCAUUACGCAGUAUCGAAUUUUACCAAAAGUACCUUUUUGGUAUAAAAUUAAUGAUGUUUAAAUUCAUUUCAAAUUUUACUCAAUAAAUCUAAUAUUGAAAAAGUUAUGUACAAUACUUCUUGGUUCGAACCAUGUAACUAGCGCCCUCUAUGAGCGACAGACAUAAAAACAAAUUCAUUAGAUGUAUCAGCUUCCAAACCAUAUUCGUAUAAAAUUUCAAUACAAAACUGCAAAUAGUUGCGGCAAAAUCGUAAAAAAUGUGUGCCUAACAAAUCCCAAAUAUUUUUCAGUUUUCCAUCCAUCCUAGAGACGAGAUUACCUUUUUUUGAAACACCCUGUAUACACAUCCGACAAAAAUUUCUACUAUACGACAAGAAUAUAAUUUUCUGAUAACUAACUAUGAGUAAGUUGAGCUCGGAUGCGAAAUAUUCCAAUAAUUUUACCGAUUUCGAUCACAUGGAAUUACUAACUAGACAUUGGCUAGUUAUUGAUGUAUGAAUAAUCUCCGAACAUAAUAGGCUUUUGUUGAUAUGUACAUACAACUAUGUGCUGUAUAUAUAUAUAGUAAUAUUCGAUCGAUUUACAUAAAUGUUCAUAUUAUGUAUCAGAUACAACGUAUUUAAUAGUUGUUCCAUUAUAUACCGGGGUUGUCUAUUCAUGAUUGAAAUUAAAUCUUACUUACUUAGUUAGACCAGUCCAGUUUCAUGCAUAAACAAAAUAUUGCGUUACUGUAGCAAUGAACAAUAACUUAUUAGAAGUGUAAGUGUAAAGUUUGACGUCAAAAAAGUGAACCAGAGUUACGCGAAAAAUUAAAAGAAAAAAAAAUGUCCACAGAAAUUGUGAAAAUCGAAAAAUUUGGGGUAUCGAGCCAUCAUCAAGUACCUGUAUUUAAAAGGGUUAAGAGGUAAGCAGAUUUACGAAGAUAUGCUCAAUACCCUUCGUAUGCUACCGUGAACAAUUGGAGCAAGCUUCAAAAGAGGUAAAGAUGAUGACCGAUCGGAAUGGCCAGGUUUGAAUGUUGACCAAAAGUGUGCAGGGAUAGAAGCAUCGCGUUCGAUCUGUGAAUUUGAAAACGAUGUCGACUUCUUAAAUUGUUACUAUGGUUGAAACUUGAGUAUAUUUCUACGAUCCAGAAAUAAAGCAACAAUCGAUGGAUUGGCGACACUCUGGUUCUCCAAGAUCCAAGAAGUUUCGUGUCCAAAAAUCUGCUGGAAAAGAAGUUCUUGCUUCAGUUUUUUGGGAUUGCCAUGGAGUAAUCAUGAUCGAUUUUUUGGAUAAGGCUAGAACAAUAGCUGGAGAUUACUAUUCGACAUUACUGACCACUCUACAGGAAAAAAAUUUAAGAGAAAAGACGCGGAAAGCUAUCCAAAGGUGUUUUGUUUUUGCAGGACAACGCCCCUGCAAACAAAUCUCAUGUUGCCAUACAAAAAAUUCGUGAUUUAGGGUUUGAAUUACUAGAACAACCUCCUUAUUCACCAGAUUUGUCUCCGUCCGACUAUCGUCUCUUUUCCUCUUUUCUUCCAACGAAGAGGUAAUAAAAAUUGUGGAGGUCUGGUUUGCAGAGCAAGAAAAAACAUUUUUUUUAAAGGUCUAGAGACGUUGCAGCUUCGCUGUAAUAAAUGUAUCCAAUCAAGAGGAGAAUAUUUUGAGUAAUAAAAUAUUUUGACAUCGAAAUUUUGUUUGGUUCUAUAGUAGGCUAAGAAUUUUUCAAUAUGUAAAUAAUAUGGUUUUGGAAAGUACUUAUUUUUUAAAAAUAUUACGUUGUUUUUCGUGUUUUUUCACAAAUAAUAUAAAAAAGAAAUUUAUGAGAUUGAUAAUUGGUGAAAUGAUCAAAAACCUUGAGGAUGUUCGGUUGAAAAAUUUCCUUAUUCAACCUCAUUGAAUGUUCGAUUUUCCUAAUAUUGCUACUGAAUGAAAACACAAAGUUUCGAAGGAAUUUAUUUUAAAUUUGAUUCUACGGAAGGAUCACAGUUGAGUCAACAUUUUCUAUUCAAGUUGUUCUGUAAAGUUGAAGGAGAGAAAAAUAAUUAAAAAUAGGAGUGAGAAACAAACAGAUUGAGUUUUAUUAAUGCGAAAAAUAAGGGAAAGUGAAAAGUGAUGCAUCUCUUCAUUUAUUUAAAGGAAAAUAUCCUGGAAGAAGGGUUUACUCAAAGAAACAAUUCAUAUAAUCAUCAGCUAUCAUUCUAUUAGUAUUAGUCGUUAAUUUUUCAAAUGCAUAAAUUGAUAAAAGUUAUUAGAAGAGUCGCAUCUUCGAUUUAAUGUCUUGAAUACGAAAAAAUCCGCAAAUGCCACAUUUCUCUGAAGGCUAGUGAUAAUUAUGGCAAUCUCAAUCCUUUGAAAGGUUGCUACCUAUACCACUAAUCCCUCCUUCUUCUUCUUUUUCCCCACGAUUAACUUUAACUGGAAAACGUUUCUCAAGUCCCAAAAUCUGUAUGUUUCCACGUGUAGUAGACUAUAAAUAACACAGCUUUAUAAGUUUUUGAAUUAAUUUUAAUAACAACGAUAGUAAAAAGUACAAAUGUUGCUGGUACAAGUUUACUAAUACUUCUCUGGGUGUUUUAUGCUAAUGAAAUUUGUAUUGGCUCCUGCCGUACUGCGACAUACAGGAUCAAAAUGUAUCUGCAGUAAACACUUUAGUUGUAGUUUUUGUCUUUACUUGUAAUAUCGUAUAAAAAUUUUAGUUUAGACACAAUCAUUAUUAACCCUUUCAAUCCUAAUGGGUCAUUUUUGAUUCAGGCUGUGCCCUACUGGUACAUUCUAAUUACAAAAUGUCGAGGUAAGUUUAUUUAGGACUAAAAAACUCCUGCACAAAAUGUUUAGGGCACGUCUAGUUAAUAAAACAAUAUUUUUUUAUGAAAUUCGUUAUUUGGACAUAGAUACAUAUACAUAUAAGUAAAAUGCGUUUUUUGAACUUCAUAAUAAUUUUUUGUUCACUGAUAGUUUACCAAAAGAUGACAACACACCAAUUCUAAAUAUCCUUAUAAUAAAAUUGGAUCAAUAGAAAAUUGUAGACAACAUUUUUGUCCAAAAAUUUCAUAUCCCAGCCGAGAAACCUAGUACACUUCUGGCAAAUAGGUCACUGGGCAAUAUAAUGUUUAAACAAUCAAUUUUUAAAAAUAAACUUCAACUUCUAUCUUCCAAACAAUACUUUCCUCUAAAGUCCUUCAAAAGAGACGUGAAGUCAUGGCUAAGAUGUGAUUCAAAACUGGCUACACAUAUGACUUGGAUAAAUAUUCCGGAAAAGAUGCAGAUGCAGUACAACUCCAGGAGAAGAUGUCCUAUAGCAGGAACCAUUCGAGACACUGAUGUCAGCUUAUGCUUUGACAUAUUUGCAACAAGUGCAAAACUUAUUAAUGAAUUACUUUUUGUAGCAGUUGGUACAUCAAUAAUCAUCAGAAAAAAAUUUUCACUUUAUGAGCAAUGAGUUUGGUAUACAUGUAAUUUCUUGGACACUAAAGAUGUCGCAGUACAUUCUAACAGUCAGAGAUGAAAUGACUGAAGUGAAAAUAAAAGCCAAGUAGAUAUUCCUUGCCUCAAGAUGGUUGGGACAAGGAAUAUUUGCCUUUACGCUAUGUACGAAAAGACAACCAAGUGGUGGAAAAGUGUUUUUUUAUCUGCAGCUGAUGAUGUCUGCUAUUGGUUAACUCUUCGAUGAUAUUUAAGGAUGGACGGCGAGAAAAUAAUAGAAAAUCUUUUUUGUAUUGUUUUGUUUCUUUUCCUGAACAUCUGUGAUACGCCGACGAUAAUAUUGUAGGCUUAUGAAUAUAUGGGAUUUCUUAUCUAUCAAAGGGCUCAUUAGAAGAAAGUAUCAUCUCUCUAUGUAUAUAUAUAUGUCCAAUAUACCCAGUGGGAAAUGUCCCUGGUACCAAAAGACCCCCUUUUGGAAAAAAUUGAAUAAAUUAAUAUUUUAUCAUGUAAAAACUACACUUAAAUCAAAUAAACAAAUUGAUACUGAAAGAGUUGAAGCACAGCACAAUAAUGAAUCAAUUUCUUUGAGCCUUAUAUUGCAGAUUUUUUUAAGUACAAUUCGUUAUAGUAUAAAUUGAACCUUUUUACGUCAUUGUUUAGUAAAAAUUUAAUAUAAAUUAUUUAAUUCGACUAUAAGAACAAAUUUAGUUGCAUAUUCUUUUUACUUUAAAACAAAUACAACAAAAUAAAAAA
Messenger RNA from Diorhabda carinulata, 7234 nucleotides. RefSeq names its product whirlin (gene dysc). The record is from RefSeq and is a predicted model, not a curated record. Gene Ontology annotation, cellular component: stereocilium tip; plasma membrane; stereocilia ankle link complex. The transcript has 11 exons. Gene Ontology annotation, molecular function: protein binding. NCBI's taxonomy places the organism in Eukaryota, Metazoa, Arthropoda, Insecta, Coleoptera, Chrysomelidae. Bases 508 to 2370 code for a protein of 620 amino acids.